AAGAAACCAAUUUGGUUUCGUAAAAAUGGCAUUGGAUUUUGGAUUCUCAGCCGGUGCGGUCUUUAAAGUUUGGCGUUACUAAUGUCCAGAUUCGCUUCUCCUCUCCAUAUAAGCCGUAGGUGUUCUAGCCUGUGGCGUUUUCGCUAUGCUGGCCAUAGCAAAAGUACUCAAAUAGCAACACAGGCGUUGUCAAUUGUUACAGUACCUGUCGGCAUUUUAAUAACAUAUAUCGCAUUUCAAAAUGAGCAUAGACACGAAAAGGAAAUGGAGGGAAAAGAAGAAUUCAUAGUUGUUUAUCCCAGGGAAAUAAUCAAAUUACCUUGGGGCGAUGGUAAAACUGCGUUAACUGAUACGAUCAGUAAAUCUCUUGGAUUACAUAUCGAACAUGAAAUCAAGCUCCCGAAACCAGCUGAAUAAAGAAUGUUUUUCUGUGGCUGAUAUCUUAAAGCUUAUGAAAGGGAGAAAUCUAACGAUAUUGUUAGUAGAUUCUUUGUACUUUUAGCGAGAUGUUUCUAAUAUAGUAAUUUUUGCGACGUAG
This is a messenger RNA of Trichobilharzia szidati, 538 nucleotides long. The record is from the annotation of a GenBank genome assembly. NCBI's taxonomy places the organism in Eukaryota, Metazoa, Platyhelminthes, Trematoda, Strigeidida, Schistosomatidae.